Molecule: messenger RNA, 780 nt
Organism: Trichosporon asahii var. asahii CBS 2479
Lineage: Eukaryota; Fungi; Basidiomycota; Tremellomycetes; Trichosporonales; Trichosporonaceae
Exons: 4
Coding region: 1-780 (259 amino acids)
Source: RefSeq, a predicted model, not a curated record
AUGGACCUCUCAGGCCUCGACUCGUCGCUGCCCGCCGGGCUCGCCGACGCGGAGCGCGACAUGACCGAUAAGUUCAGAGGUAAGCUGUCUCGAGGAGUGAAGCUGACGACAGCCGCCGCGCUGAGUAUCACGAAUCUUUACAAGACUUCGCUGGGCAAUACCAAGCAAGCAUACCAGGUCGGCUACUCUGCCGCUCUCGCGGACGUUCUCUCGAAGGUGCAGAGCGACAUCGGAGCCGGCGAGGACGCAGCAGUCGCCCUCGCGCGCCUGAUGGAUUGGACUGAGGCUCGCCAGGACAACGACGACGAAGCGCCAGCGCCGACGAAACCCCGCGCCGCGCGCCCGAGUUCGGCCCCCGCCCCCAGCAUGCCGCGGUACACUGCGCCCGGGCCAAGCUCGCUCUCGCAGCGUACAGACCAGAUGGAGGAGGACUCGACUCCUUCGCGACCCGUUCGUGCGGACGCCAUCCCCGCCUCGUCGCCGAUCAUGUCCCCCGCCCCUGCCCGUCCGGGUGUCAAGACGAUGCGUUCAGCGACCCGCGUCCCGACGUCAAGUCACGCGGCCCCGGCUGGAGCGUUCAACUUUUCGGUCCCCAUCCCGGUAAACGUGACGACGAGCGAGGAGGCGAGCCCGUCUCAGGUUGGACCGACUGGUGCGAAGCGACCCAUGGAGAAUCAGGGUGAGCCCUCCACUCCGCGCGGGCGGGCGGCGAAGCGACGGAACGAGGGGCAGAGGGGCGGACGCAGGCGGCCGAGUCCGGGAAGUAGCGUGAGCUCGUGA